AUGACACCCACACCCCCCUCUACAAACUCGUCGAGUGCAGGCCACUCUCCUGAUUACAGAGUAGUCCGGAAGCGAAAUCGUGUACCUCUGUCGUGUGGUCCAUGCCGACACAGAAAGCUGAAAUGCAAUCGUUCCAACCCCUGCGAAAACUGUGUCAAACGAGGCGACGCCGUCUCAUGUAACUACGCGCAAGCAAGCUCCCGAAAGAAAAACUCGCCUCAGCAGUCCUCAUCGAACUCGCCAGAUGAUAUGCAGAAUCGCAUCGAUCGGUUAGAAGGGUUGGUGCUCUCGUUGAUGACAAAUGGAUCCCAAUCUGCCGGUCCGGCUGCUGCGAUGGCUGCCAUUUCGGGAGAAAGUAGUGCGGGUUCGGCUGGCCCUUCUCAUGAACUCGAUAUCGACGAGGAGGGCAUGGGUCUUGAAGAGAGCGACACUGAACAGGUGACCAAAUCGUUCGGUGUCAUGAAGAUGGACAAUAACAAGUCCUAUUAUAUGGGGAAUGCUCACUGGGCUUCUAUAUUGAAUGAUAUUUCCGAAGUGCGGAAUUUCUUCUCAACACAUAAGAAGCAAUUUGAAGAGCAAUUUGAAAAAGUCAAGGCCGCUCGACCGCCCACUGAUGUACCUGGGUCGACUUUGUUGUUCGGUGUGAUGAAGCCGAUGAGCCGCGGCGAGAUCAUGUCUGCGUUGCCAUCCAAAUACACUACUGAUCUCCUCGUGACUCGCUAUUUCAACUGUUAUGACCCUGCAACGCAUAUUCUGCACGGGCCCACGUUCCAAGCACAGUACAACAAACAUUGGGAAGACCCUUCUCAAACAGAACUUGUCUGGAUUGCCAUGCUCUUUGCAAUGAUGAGACUAGCAAUGCUAUCAUAUUACAACGAAGGUGACGAACCGCCUGAGUUCAGAGGUAAAUCCAUGGACAUGGCAGGAGGAUUCCGCAAUUCCGUGGCACAAUGUUUGACCUUGGCCGACUACACAAAACCCCAUCCGUAUCUGAUCGAAGCGCUGGUGUUCCAUCUCCAUGGUGACUUUUCGCAAAGUCGGGAGACUGACGUCUCAAUUUGGGUACUGGCUGGUGUUAUUACACGCUUGGCAAUGCGAUCAGGAUACCACCGCGACUCCAAAAUGUUCCCGAACAUCACACCUUUCCAGGGCGAGAUGCGACGGCGAGUAUGGAGCUUUGUGCGUCAGGCCGAUCUGUUGUUCUCUUUCCAGGUUGGACUGCCAAGCAUGAUCCGCUCCACCGACAGCGAUACUGAACUACCAAGCAAUCUGUACGAUGAUGACUUUGACGAAGACUGCAAGGAGCUUCCCCCAUCUCGUCCGUUGAGCGAACCUACGCCAAUCUCAUACUUGAUUGCCAAGGCGCGGUUGACAUAUGCCUUCGGCCGUGUCAUUGAACAGAGCUCUGCUAUUUCGAACACGUCAUAUGAGAAUGUGAUGGAAGCCGAUGCGGAGCUUCGACAGGCAAGAGACCUGAUUCCUCCUCACCUAAAAAUCCGACCCAUGGAAGAUUGCCAGUUAGACCCUUGCAACCUCAUCAUGUCCCGAUUUGCCGUCAAGGCCGUCUAUGAUAAAGCACAAUGUGUGCUCCAUCGACCGUAUUUGGCUCGUGCCAGAGAGAAUCCUCGCUUCACGUAUUCUCGAAGAACAUGUAUCGACUCAGCAAUGGAACUCUUAGAAGUCCAAGGGCUCCUGCACACAGAACUACGCAAAGGACGUUUGCGCACCCGUCAGAGCAAAAUCACUUCUCUAAGCUCGGCCGACUUCCUGCUCUCAGCGACAGUCGUCUCUCUCGAUCUGUACCAAGGCCUGCAAAUGCAGGUUUCAGGACGGCCAUCAGGAGACACGUACACAUGGGGCCGGGAGCGGCGCGAAGAGAUGAUGACGGCGCUUCAGCGCUCGAAAGAGAUCUGGGAUGAAAUGAAAGAUGAGAGCAUGGAGGCAUACAAGGCCUCUAGUGUUCUCGGUGUGAUGCUCAGCAAAUUGCUCAUGGUAGCCCCUACCCUUGAGAAUAGUGCUGGGGCUGCUACAUUUGAGCCCCAAGAUGAGAAGCAGAAUGCUGCGAUGACUCUUGGCUUGCUGAGCAGCGGGAUGAGCCCAAUGAACCCGGGCCCGCCUCCAUUCGCUGAUCCUAUGUUCAAAAUGAGUGACUCGCCAAUGCCAAUAGGCGCAGGCACCUCGGCCGAAAUGCCAGGUGGUGCACUUUCGCCAUUCAGUAGCAUGUUCGGUCAAAUGCCGGACAUGCAAGUUAAUCUUGACUGGGAUGCUUGGGACACAUAUCUCCAAAAUCCAACUCUCGACUCAUCAAAUCAAUUCUGGCCCAUGAUGGAUGCCCAACGGCAGCCAACACCUCAAUCUGGAGGCAUGUCACAGCCUUCAGUAUCAAGUCCUCUCGCUUCCACCCGGGUACCCUCAAUGUCAAGCAGCGGAACCGCUCCUGGCCUGCAACGACUACCAACAAUGUUUACACCGCCAUCUAAUAGUCCUGACAGUGGAGUUCCACCAGUGUCUGGGCACGGUCUCCGCCGGGCCGUUUGUCGGCUUCAAUUGUCGCCAGCUACUCCUGUCUCCUCGAUCGCCUCCAGAACACUAUCACAAUCAAAAUGUGGCUCCUCAACAUCGCUAUUUACCGCGCGGACCGUCAACUCAGCCACACAGAUGCGAUGGAACAGCGAGCGUCCCUCUAUCCGCUACACCAAACCGAGGGGAUUUGAUGAGGUUAAAGGCUGGGAGCAAUUGGAAGAGAGGGCUGCGUCACGCCCUGUAGCCCCAAGGCAACCGAGACGUACCAACAUGAGAGAACAAGCGUCGCCAAAGAACACGGUCUACGUUGGAAACCUGUUCUUCGAUGUGACUGCCGAGGAUUUGCGCUCUAAAUUUGAGCAAUUCGGCGUGGUGGAGAACUCAGUCGUUGUGCAUGACUCCCGAGGAUUAAGCAAAGGCUUCGGUUAUGUCACCUUCAGCGCCACCGAGGAAGCCGCCAAUGCCAUUAGAGGAGGUAAUGAGACUAUUUUCGAGGGCCGCCAGAUUACUGUACAAUUUGCCAACACUGUUUACCGCGCCCAGAGUGAAGAGCGCCCUUCCUUAACCCUCUUCAUCGGUAAUAUUCCCUACGAAUUGACAGAUCAGGAUCUACAAAAUCUGUUUGAGGAUAUCAAGGGCGUGGAUGAUAUCCGUGUUCCCGUUGAUCGCCGCACAGGCUUACCACGUGGAUUUGCCCAUGUUGAUUUCAUCGAUCAGCUGAGCGCCACUGAUGGCAAGGAGAAGCUAUCUCGCAGAGCGCCUUACGGCCGCAAGUUGAAUGUGAGCUAUGCCAGAACCAAGGUCAUGAGUUUGGAAUUCCGUGAGCAAACAAACCAGAGGAAGCUUGAGAAGAAGAAAAAGGCCCUGGAAAAGAAGGAUCGUGAUGCCCGUGAGAGAGAGAUCCAGGAGGCUCAGGAGCCAAAUUGGAAGGAGUGA
Molecule: messenger RNA, 3459 nt
Organism: Penicillium antarcticum
Lineage: Eukaryota; Fungi; Ascomycota; Eurotiomycetes; Eurotiales; Aspergillaceae
Exons: 9
Coding region: 1-3459 (1152 amino acids)
Biological process (GO): regulation of transcription by RNA polymerase II; DNA-templated transcription
Cellular component (GO): nucleus
Molecular function (GO): zinc ion binding; RNA polymerase II cis-regulatory region sequence-specific DNA binding; DNA-binding transcription activator activity, RNA polymerase II-specific
Source: RefSeq, a predicted model, not a curated record